Liolophura sinensis is the source of this 5986-nucleotide messenger RNA. Its product is annotated as dual oxidase 2-like. The transcript has 31 exons. Gene Ontology annotation, molecular function: superoxide-generating NAD(P)H oxidase activity; peroxidase activity; heme binding. Bases 238 to 4815 code for a protein of 1525 amino acids. Lineage: Eukaryota; Metazoa; Mollusca; Polyplacophora; Chitonida; Chitonidae. The record is from RefSeq and is a predicted model, not a curated record. Gene Ontology annotation, biological process: superoxide anion generation; defense response; response to oxidative stress. Gene Ontology annotation, cellular component: NADPH oxidase complex; plasma membrane.
UUUUACUUCCUGAUUGCCGGGGUAACUUUGAGCAGUGUUGUAAAUACUGCGACGAAGUCACGACCAUAUUUUCCCUCAGUCCUGGACUCGAGUGAAAAACUUCCGUGCGCUUUUGCGCUGGGCAAUUUAACGCAAGAGUCACGUUUCCUGUUUAAGUAUCUGUUUCUGAGAGAGACGGAUAAAUCGGACCUGGCCAGUUUAAUACAUCCAUGAGCCGACAGUUCAAGGAUCAACAGUAUGCUGUACACGGCCUUCGUCUGCCUUGUCUGCCUGGCAAUAGGCACAAGGAGCCAAGAGGAGGAGAGGCCGAAAAUUGAAUACCCACCCUUCGACGGUUUCUUCAAUAACCUCAACAUUCCCAACCAAGGUGCUAUAGAUAGUCAUGUAAUUCGGAUGAGCACAACGGCGUACUCUGAUGGUGUGUAUGAGCCAGCAGGCGAUGACCGACCUAAUGCCCUCGACCUCAGCCAGGCAUUCCACAAGGCAGAAGACGGUGAGGACCUCAGAAUGGCCUCUGAAGGGUCCCAGAGAAACCGAACAGCCUUCAUGGUCUUCUUUGGCCAGCAGGUUGUAGAGGAAAUCAUGGAUGUCCAGCGACCAGGGUGUCCGCCAGAGUUCCUCUUUGUUCCAAUCACAGAGAAGUAUUUACGAUACGCGAAUCUUACGGGGAAGGCCAUGCCAUUGUUACGGACUAGGUACGACCAGAGCACAGGGCUGUCCCCCAACAACCCCCGCCAACAGCUGAACGAAAAUACACCCUAUUUGGACGGUAGCCUGUUCUAUGGUCCAGCUAAAGCUUGGGCUGAUUUAAUUCGCGAAUUUGAGGGGGGCAAAUUAAAGGCGCAGGAUCCUAAUGCGGAUAUUAAAAGUAGCUUUCCUGCCGACAACGACAUCCGUUUGCCUAUGGCGAACCCACCGGCUCCUCGGCAGGCUGAAAUAUUCCCCGUCAACAGAUUCUACCGUCUCGGAAAUCCACGCGGCAACGAGAACCCAUUCCUUUUGACCUUUGGUGUCAUCUGGUUCCGGUGGCACAAUAUGGUCGCAAAAAGUUUGAGUGAACAAAACCCAAACUGGAACGACGAGACGUUAUUCCUGGAGGCCAGAAAGCGUGUUGUAGCCCAUCAUCAGAAAAUCGUCAUGUAUGACUGGCUGCCCGCAUGGCUGCAGUUGACACAAAACGGGUCCACAUUUCAGAUUCCUGAGUAUAAAGAAUGUUAUGUUUCAGGAUAUAAGCGAAAUGUUAACCCGGCAAUCGCCCACGAGUUCCAGACGGCAGCGAUGAGGUUCGGUCAUACUCUCAUCCCAAACGGUGUCUUCAAACGAACCGGUAAUUGUGAAUUCGUCAAGACAACCUUGAAGACAGGGUUUGCCAACCAACAUGCUGUACGCCUGUGUAACGCUUAUUGGAAUUCUCGGGAAGCCGUGGAUGAAGACAUGGAUUCUUUGAUUAGGGGUAUGGCAUCUCAGAUUGCAGAAAAGGAGGACGGCAUUAUGGUGAACGACAUCAAUGGUCAGUUGUUUGGGCCAUUGGAGUUCACUCGUCGAGAUUUGGCUGCCUUAAACAUUAUGAGGGCCCGUGAUCAUGGAGUGCCAGAUUACAACACCGUUAGAGAACAUUAUGGACUCAAGAGGCGGAGCUUUAGUGAUAUCACAGAUAAUCCUGAAAUAGCAGAACGAUUAAAUAAAACUUAUGGUGGCAGAGAUGAUAACAUAGAUUUGUUUGUUGGGGGUCUGUUAGAAACAACGGAUGAGGGGCCCGGGGAGUUGUUUAAGAAGAUCACCCAGGAGCAGUUUAUUAGAAUUCGAGAUGGUGACCGCUUUUGGUAUGAAAACUGGGAAUUCAACGGAUUGUUUACAAAAGAAGAGGUUGACGAAAUUAACAAUACAACAAUGCAUGACAUAAUCAUAGCAGUGACAAAUAUCCAACCUAAUGAGAUUCAACAAAACCUGUUUGUCUUUGGAGCAGGUGACCCCUGUCCACAACCCUUCCAGUUGAACGAGAGCCACAUAGAGCCGUGCACUGAGAUCAGACGUUUUGAUUAUUUCUCCGGCAGUGAGGUGUCGUUUGCAUUGUCGUUUCUGUUCCUGGGAUUGUGUGUGCCGUUGACAAUAGGAAUUUUGCUGUUGAUGGGAAGGAGAAGGAAGAAUCAGGUAUUUCAGAACCAAAGGGCGACACUGGCACGUGGCGGGCAGACGGAGAUACUCAAAGCAUCAGAGUGGGUUGGCACAAAGGCCGGGGAACGAAACGUAAUCAUCGAGUUUAUGACAAGGCGGCUUAAAAUCCACGUCAUGGACUCCCGAAAGAACAGUCUGAGGCUUCUAGACCUGCGCAACGUCAAGAAAAUCGAACUCCUGGAGGCACUGGAUGGUGACCAAAGUUUACUGCAAAUCAAAGUCCCGAAAGAAUCCGAUCUGAUUCUACACUUCGGCGUAUCGUCACAGAGGGAAAUUUUUAUCAGACGUCUGGAGGAAUUUCUCAGAUCCAUUGGGGUGAAUCGAGACAAACAGGGUACAAGAGAGAAACUAAUUUAUCAAUCAACCAAUACCAAGGAAAUUCGACAACGGUUCCUGUCUAAGGUCGUCAAAAUCGUUUGUCUGCAGGUGUUUGACCGUAAGUCGAGGUCCAUGGAAAUUGACGACGAUAGCUUGAACAGCGUUAUUAAUGUGGAGAUCACGCGUAGCGAGUUCGCCGAGGCCAUGUCUCUGAAACCAACCUCAAUCUUUGUGAGGAACAUGUUUAAACUCCUUGACAAGGACAACAGCGGCUUCCUGUCAUUUAGGGAGUUUAGAGACUCGUUCAUCAUCUUCUCCAGAGGAGAUGCCGAAGCCAAAACCCGUCUUAUAUUCGACAUGUAUGACGUACGACAUCAGCAAUAUCUUUCUCCAAAACAGUUUACUCAGAUGAUUGGAUCAAUGUUAGAGCUCGGGGAUGCCUCGCUGGAUGCGGCACAAGUGGAAGAAUUGACAUCGUCUAUGCUGAGAGAUGCCGGACUCCAAGGGAAAAAUCGACUGGUGUAUGAGGACUUCAAGAAAGUCUUCAACGACUACCAGGACACGAUUGGCCAGGCCACAGUCUCCCUGGAAGGAAUUGAGAGAGACCAACAGCCUAUCGGAAGGGGAACUGAUCUCAAAUCUCGCGUGAGAAGAACUAUUAUCCAGCACAGAAACAACGAGGGAAUUACCCGAAAGAAGAGGUUUUCCACAGUACGGCUACCAGCCUCGCAGAAGAAGGAACCCGACACCGAGUUUGGCAAAAAACUUCACACACUGACUCGCUACAUUUCUAACUACAGACUCCAGAUCUUCUGGGUGACUCUGUAUACGCUUGUGGUAGCUGGAAUCUUCAUAGAGAGAGCAUACUAUUACUCCUUCAACCGCGAACAUGCGGGGUUACGGAGAAUCGCCGGUAACGGUGUCACGGUCACCCGUGGAGCAGCUAGCGCAAUGAUGUUCACCUAUGCCAGCCUCCUGGUCACGAUGAGUCGAAACACGAUCACAUUUCUGCGCGAGACAUUCCUCCAUCGCUUCAUCCCAUUUGACUCCGCCAUAGCCUUCCAUAAGUAUAUCGCCAUGGUGGCCUUAUUCUUUACGGUCGUGCAUUGUGUUGGUCAUGGUAUCAACUUCUACCACAUCUCCACUCAGAGGGCCCCAGAUCUCAACUGUCUGUUUCGGGACUUCUUCAGGCCGACUCAUGUGCUUGCAAAAUUCCAUUACUGGCUGUAUCAAACAAUAACAGGCUUUACCGGCGUAGUCUUGACCUUGAUCGUCGUCAUUAUGUAUGUGUUCGCAAGUCAGUACGCCCGCCGCCAUGUCUUCAAAGCCUUCUGGUUUACACACAGUUUCUACGUACUCCUUUACAUAUUCAUGGUGCUUCAUGGCAGCGGUCGACUCGUACAGGAUCCACUCUUCCACUAUUUCUUCCUGGGACCCGCCAUUCUGUUCACUCUAGACAAAAUCGUCAGCUUCAGUAUGAAGAAAGUGGAGCUGUCAGUCGUCCGAGCUGAACUGUUACCCUCCGAUGUGACCCAUCUGGAGUUUAAGAGACCUUUGAACUUUGAUUACAAAUCUGGCCAAUGGGUUCGCAUCGCAUGUACUGAGCUGAGCACAAGCGAGUAUCAUCCCUUUACUCUAACGUCAGCACCGCACGAGGACACGCUCAGUCUGCACAUUCGGGCCGUUGGGCCAUGGACCAACAAUCUACGCAAAACGUACGACAUUAACAACCGGGGCAACAAGCCGGUGCCAAAGCUGUAUGUUGAUGGGCCGUUUGGUGAGGGUCACCAGGACUGGUACAGAUACGAUGUGUCGGUGCUGGUUGGAGGGGGAAUUGGUGUUACGCCAUUCGCUUCCAUCCUGAAGGACAUCGUCUUCAAGUCGAAAACUGGCGCCAGGUUGCACUGUAAGAAGGUGUAUUUCCUGUGGAUCACCCGCACUCAGAAACAGUUUGAGUGGAUGACGGACAUUAUCCGCGAGGUGGAAGAGUCCGACAGUACAGACCUGGUGUCGGUACACAUCUUCAUUACGCAGUUCUUCCAGAAGUUUGACCUGAGAACAACCAUGCUGUACAUUUGCGAGCGUCACUUCCAGAAGGUUGCCAACAAAUCCCUUUUCACCGGCCUGCGUUCUAUCACCCAUUUUGGACGCCCCGAACUCAACACCUUCCUGGACUCGCUACAAGAAGAGCACAAGAACGUUAGGCAGUUUGGCGUGUUCAGUUGCGGCCCACCGCCAAUGACCCACAGUGUGGAGAGCGCAUGUGCAGCUCUCAACAAGCAGUUGGGAGCAACUUACGUGCACCAUUUUGAAAACUUCUAAAUGUUUUACGUUAUACCUACAUUUACCUGAGAUAAAUAUAUUUGCUCGUCAUGAUUUGAAGUUUAGUUAUAUGCUGAAAACAACGAUGAUAUAGAAAUAUCCCCAUAAUCCUACUUUAUGUGUACAUUUUUAUUUUUUUCAUAUUAUAACUUGAACGAUAAGGCUUUGUGAAUAUGGGACAGAAGACCAACUGACUUAAAUACUGGACUAAAGCGUCUUUCCGCAAACCUCUACUGCUGCCCAUUUUUUUUGUAACAGCCAGAAGAAUAAAAAAAAAACAAAAAAAAGGCCUGAUCAAAUACAUUAUGCUUUUGUGCAAUAAUUGAAAGUGGUGCACUAAAAAUUAGUGGGUAUUGGUGCUGAUAUAUUAGGCCCACGUGUAUAACAUGUAAAUGGCUUACCAGCAGUACCUGGCAUAUGCAGUUCUUUCUGCAGAAUAUAAUUUCUUGUAAUAGCAAUAACCCCGUGGCAAUAAAAAAUCUAUUGAAUGUUUUUCCUUUUUGUUCUAAAUAUAUUUCCAUGGAAAACAUUGUUUAUAUACUGCCAUUGAAAGCUUUAGAAAAGAAUAAAGCAGAUUUCUUAAUUAUAGAAUUAAGAUGUUCAACGUCACACAUAUACUAUUCUUAUACAAUCAUGUAUAAUUUCUCGUUUUUUUUUCUAUAAAAUUUACACCAUAUAUUUGCGCAUAUUAUUUUAAAACCAUAAUAAUGUUAUAUCAUACCGACUGAAAAAUGAUCGACUUAUGUAUUUAACUGAGAUGAUCAGCUAUAUGGGCGUUGCUGUUGUUGUUGUUGGGGAUAGUAAUCUUCAUGCUCUUGAUUAUGAGGUGCGUUUAUGCAAUACACAAGGGUCGUCGUUCCUGAACUCUAAUCCGUUGAUUGUCUUUGUUUUACACAAACAUCUUCCAUAAUGAGCUUAUUUGUAGCAUGUCACAACAGCCACGCAGUGCUUUAUCAAUUAGCCUAUUAUUUCAAAUUGUUCAGAUGCCCUUAUAGCCUCCUCAAGGGUUCUGUGGUGUAAGAUAAUUUCCUUUUUACUAAACCAUGGAGGCCUAUCAUUAGGCUAGACACACGGAAAUUAAAUGAACAUGCAAGGAUUAGAACUGUUUGUAGCUGAUAAGAGAUGAAUGGAAUGUUUUUUCUUUUUUAAUAAAUACAUAUUAAUAUUAUCA